This is a messenger RNA of Knipowitschia caucasica, 234 nucleotides long. NCBI's taxonomy places the organism in Eukaryota, Metazoa, Chordata, Actinopteri, Gobiiformes, Gobiidae. The record is from the annotation of a GenBank genome assembly.
AUGUGUCAUCAGUGUUCUCUUUUUCUGGAUCUUUCCAAUGGCCACUACACGUCCACGCCUCCCUCGUACGGAUAUGACGCAGACCGAGCGGAAGAGCAGCGGCGGCACCAUGACAUCCUCCCGUUCAUCGAUGACUCCCCCUCCUCCUCCCCCCACCUCAGCUCCAAGAGCCGCAGCAGCCGUGACACACUGUCGUCCGGGUCCAUGGAGUCCUCAAAGUCGGUGCGUGUGUGA